AUGGAAGCACUACUGAUGGAUUCUUUAGAUCAACAUGACCAGGAGAAACUUAUCUUCAUCAUCACUUUACCUCUAUCCUCCGUUAUCAUCCUCACCAACCUCCUGAUCAUUGUAGCCAUUGCCUGUAACCGCCAGCUACACGAUACACCAAACUACUUCUUCCUGAGCCUGCUGGUGGCUGAUCUGUGCACGGGCUUCGCUCUACCGUUCAUCCCACGCAUGGGUCUCGAUCGAUCGCUGCAUUUCAUACCUUGCCUGCUGGUCCACAUCUUUCCCAACUUCCUCUUUCUGUCCUUCCUCUUUAACCUGGUCAUGGUGCACUACGAGCGCUACCUGUGCAUCGUCCAUCCGUUGCACUACAGCCAGUUCUGGGUGCAUCGCCGCUUCCCGGCUGCACUUUUGGCUGUAUGGAUUCCACCACUGCUUUUUGCUAGUCUACCAGCAUUCGGAUGGAAUAACUGGACUGUAUUCAAUGGAAACACAACAGAGAUGAGGAACUGUACUGGACACACGUGUGACAGUGAAGAACAUUGCUCCUACAGGCAAAUUUUCCCCAAAUCCUUCAUCUACAUGGAAGUCUAUGGUCUUCUUCUUCCUGCUAUCAUAUCCAUCCUGGUCAUGACUGGCCGCGUUCUCUGGAUUGCCCACAAACAGGUACAGGACAUUUGUAAACUAAGCCGCUCUGUGGAAGCCUCAGAACAUGAGCACCAUCUCAAUCUGCGCUAUGCAAAGUGUAUUGCUGCUGUCUCACUCACGUUUCUGGUCUGCUGGGUGCCCUACAUUGUCUACCUGCACUUCUCAGUUGCAGCCUUUCGAGGAGGUGGAAAACGCUCUUCCAUUAUUAUCAUCCUCUCGUGUACGGGUAUCGGCAGCAUGGCUAUUAUUCCCAUCAUACUCAGUCUAGCCAACCGUCAGUACACACAACCAGUACGAAAUAUGCUGAUGAAAAUGACCACUGUACUGGACCGCUGUAAAUCAAGAAAUAUUUCUUCCUGA
Trichomycterus rosablanca is the source of this 996-nucleotide messenger RNA. It is a transcript of the gene gpbar1, whose product is annotated as G protein-coupled bile acid receptor 1. The record is from RefSeq and is a predicted model, not a curated record. Lineage: Eukaryota; Metazoa; Chordata; Actinopteri; Siluriformes; Trichomycteridae. The transcript has 2 exons. Gene Ontology annotation, cellular component: plasma membrane. Bases 1 to 996 code for a protein of 331 amino acids. Gene Ontology annotation, molecular function: G protein-coupled bile acid receptor activity. Gene Ontology annotation, biological process: G protein-coupled receptor signaling pathway.